Molecule: messenger RNA, 2534 nt
Organism: Cottoperca gobio
Lineage: Eukaryota; Metazoa; Chordata; Actinopteri; Perciformes; Bovichtidae
Product: tumor necrosis factor receptor superfamily member 5-like
Exons: 9
Coding region: 396-1379 (327 amino acids)
Biological process (GO): immune response-regulating cell surface receptor signaling pathway
Cellular component (GO): CD40 receptor complex; external side of plasma membrane
Molecular function (GO): protein binding
Source: RefSeq, a predicted model, not a curated record
AGAGACAGAGAGAGAGACAGAGAGACAGAGAGAGAGAGACAGAGAGAGAGACAGAGAGAGAGGAAAACAGCAGAUUAGGGUCACUGGGGUUUUCCCACUGUGUAGGAUUAGAAAAGACAUGAGAAGUAGGUAACGCAGAUUGAGAAGGGGAAACAUAUCCGUAGUGACACACAGCACACAGUUCAGAGAGAGAGAGAGAGAGAGAGAGAGAGAGAGAGAGAGAGAGAGAGAGAGAGAGAGAGAGAGAGAGAGAGAGAUGCUCUUUGAGCUGAGAUGCAUUAACAAGCUGUCAUUUCAAAGGUUAGGAGCCGUUCUAGAGGAAGACUGUCGUCGUUGUCGUCUUAAGUUUAGAUAUUUCACACACAGGUGGAGGACUGUUAUUGGAUGAGCAACAAAUGGAUAAUUUAACUUGCCCAAAUCUGGAUAAAUACAGCAAGAAAGAUGGGACAUGCUGUGAUCGCUGUGCUGCAGGACAAUACAUGCAAACUGAGUGUGACGGCACAAAGACGACCAAGUGUGCCGAAUGUGGACGUGGGUUCUACACAGCCGCGAAGAAUCACUUGAGUAGAUGUCCAAAAUGCAAAGACUGCAGCUUUAAUAACAACCAGAGGAAAGUCAAGGACUGCACAGCUCAGAAGGACACAGUGUGCGAGUGUGUGGCUGGUUUCUACUGCAGAAAUGAUCAAUGUGAGCACUGCCAGCAAGUCACCCACUGCCCUCUGGGUAAAGGGGUCAACGUUCAAGCCACUCGCACGACCGACACAAUCUGUGCUCCGUGUGAAGACGGGACCUACAGCAACGUAACAGAUUUCCAGUCACCGUGUCGAACACACACCAGAUGUGGCGACUUCGGAAAGGUGUUGAAAACUCCAGGAACGGAAACAACUGAUGCCAUCUGUGGCACCUCCAAAUUUCACUGUGCCUGGAUAUUACCUGCAGGCCUGUGGUCAGGGCUCGUGUUGACUGCGCUCGUCCUGUUUGGUAUUAUGUACUGGAGGGCCAAACGAAAGUCAUACAAAGCAGUGAAAAAGGAAACUACAAAGUUUUUAAAACUGCCUUUCAAGUCUACAGAAGCCGGCUCCAGUGUGUCCAUCACUAUGGCUCCAGCACUGUUCACUCAGCUGGAGCUGCCUUUACCGCUCACAGAGCUCAACGGUCACUGCCAAGAGAGCUGCGAGUUACCACUUUAUAACCCAGAUGAUAAUGUGGUCAGUUGCGGCACACAGGACAGUGUGGACAGCAGCCUUACUAUAACUCCACUAAAGGCUUCUGUUUCAUUCGCCGAAUCCACCCACACCAAUGGAAGUGCCGGAUUCUGCACCGGCAAGUUCCUCAGGACCUGCUCAGAGCCCCAGGAGGACGAGUGGUGUGGGACCUGAGCAAGUAAAUGUGGUUAUAACAGAAUGAGAGCUGCAACUAGUUUUCAAACUCCAAACUGGAGCUAUUUAUACCAAAAGAACGAAAGAGUAGCGUUGAGGAUUUGCUGCCCCCUGCAGGAGGAUUGCAGCUCCAGUGAUGUAAUAUUUAUGUGACGCAUGUACAUUGAAGCCAACAGAGUAUUUUUUUAAACACUGCUGCAGCUUUGUACUUGAGUCGGUCGUUGAUGUGAUUUAGUAAAGGCAGCAGGUUCAGUGGUGUCUCUGUUAAAGUUUAAAGUCUGGGAAUAUUUUUCUUACUCAAGUCAAAUCCCAUGAAAAGGCCAAAACCAACAAUGACUGUAUCCUUCCAACAAGUAUGGCUGUGCAGUGAAAACAGCUCGUUCCUCCGGGUCUGGAGCUCCAUUAAUGUCCCAAAACACAUCCGUGUGUUGAACUGGACAACAUGGAGCUUCACCAUCAUGGUAAACAUGGGUACUGUAGUUUAUUCUGUUGCUGUAAAUAUAUUAUAUUAAUCCGCAGCAGAAAAUAGACCCCAACAACAUUUACUCCUGUUUGACUAACUUGUUAAAAUCUACAGGGUCCAGCUGUUUCAGAAGAUUACUGAGGCUUUAUUUUUAUAAAUGUUGGUUUUUAAAACUUAAGAACAAAUGUGCCGAGAGCCACAGGGAGCAGAGGAGUAAGACACUGAGUGACGGACUUACCCGUCGUUGCUCUUUUUGUUAACUUCAAUAAGAAAAAUAUAAAAGAGUUCCCGGCUUAAUCUUUAAUGCAAACAAUGACUUGUUCUAAUUUGAAAGGAUAAUCUUAUUUUAAAGUACAUUGUAAUGCACCCCUAUUUAUAAAAACUGUAUGAAACGUUAAGAUGUGCAGCAGCAGUACUACGCACACACACACACACACGCACACACACACAGAAUGCAGCAGUGACGCCCGACAGAUGUAUGAUUUGUUUAUAACAUUGUGAAGAUAUAGUGCAAUAUGAGGAAGUAUGUGGGGAACGUUUACAAGUCCUUCUGCUCCGCUGCUGUCUUCUCAGUGAGUUCUACCAGACGGAGACAAUUUGGACAUACAAAUCAGUGUUUUCACAGAUAUUGAGUCUUAUUGUGAUAUUUCAAACAUGAUGUUGAUUAUAAUAAAAAGAAACUACAAAGAGGA